Ornithodoros turicata is the source of this 1442-nucleotide messenger RNA. RefSeq lists its product as uncharacterized. Bases 1 to 1311 code for a protein of 436 amino acids. Lineage: Eukaryota; Metazoa; Arthropoda; Arachnida; Ixodida; Argasidae. The transcript is spliced from 6 exons. The record is from RefSeq and is a predicted model, not a curated record.
AUGUCAAGCAGUACAAGGCCGUCCAAGAACGCACGACCGCCAGUGCCACAACGUGUCAGUGCUGACUGGCCAACAACAUUUUCAAUACCGUUUCAUCGUGCAAACUCUGGCUUCCUGAGUGAUUUGGAACAGAAAAAGCGCCCGAAAAAGAAACAUCUGCUGGAAUUUGUGCGGCUGGUGUGCAGUGACAUUCACAAUAUUUGUGCCAGGCCAGGACGGGCAGCCCUUGCUGAAGUUGCCAGGCGGAUUGUGGAGGCGCACCCAGUCUCACUGUCAGAUACUCUAGGUGGAGCUGUUGUUGGCUCAGGGUAUGACUCUUUGCGUGCAAAACUUGAGAACAGACUCGACAACCUAAAUCGUGGCUCUGCGGAGGCAGUGCCGGUGGCACGUGCAUCACACAGAAAACGUGUAGCCAGUGACAAGUGUGGUUGUAUUGAAUGGAACUGCUCCCCACCAGCAGGUGAGACUGCUGAAACACAAGAAGACAAAAGAGCUGAACUGGAAGAAAUGUUUGCCAUCGAAAAUGCAAGCCUUAGCCGUGCAAUAGACAUGAUGCAGCAGACUUAUUUUCUACAAAGGGAACACAUCAAUCAAGGACUAUCAGUUUCUCAGGUCCAAGACAAAUGGCCGUGGUUGUUAACGACUGAAUGCCUACUCAAUCAUUUCAAGAGCCUCACUGGUAUUGAUUGUAAAGAACGAUUUAGUAAUGCUAUGUCUCAGAAGGUAAAGGCUGUACUUCAGUUCCUAACGACAAGUCAAAAUGAAGAGGUGCAGAAGAUCAUGCAGUCUGUCAGUCAAGCCUUUCAUGAAUCUGAAACUCAUUACGGAGACCCCGUAGGGAUGCUUCUUGGGACCAUAGCAAGCUUGAAUGAUGACUCGUCCUACCUCAUUGUGGAGCUUGGGACCGAUGUGCUUAUCCAAGAUGCUCCUCUUCCCCUGACACCAGUGAUUGUGUGUGCUGUGUCGAAGGAUCUCUUGGAGUUGAUCAUGUUUCCUCUUCUGACAGGGAGCCCCUACACUUGCCGUACCUUCAUGGUUGCAGCUGAUCAGCAGAUUGUGAUGACUGCUAUCUCUGACUUUACAAAUGCACUCUGCGCCCUGAUGGCUCUGUACUUCGUGUUCAACAUCGCCUACCCUCGCCAGGCAGAAGCUACACUUGACUUCCUUCAGAGGUGCUUCCUCCAGAUAAAUCCUGAAAGAGGAACAAAAGCCAAAAGCAAGAGGCGUGGACCUGGAGUUGUGACGCAAAAAGUGCUUUCAUUUGUGGAAAAAAUCAAGCAAUAUGAGGCUACGAGCUGGGUGUUUUGUUGAGACAACAACCUGUAUGCAUAAGUUUUUAUUCCGACAGUCAUUCCAAUUACAAGCUGUAAGCGGAGACCAUCACCACGCAGAUGCUAUGUCGGCUUACUUGGCUCAUGCUGCUCCAUUCUGACAUUAUCACA